Molecule: messenger RNA, 2151 nt
Organism: Drepanopeziza brunnea f. sp. 'multigermtubi' MB_m1
Lineage: Eukaryota; Fungi; Ascomycota; Leotiomycetes; Helotiales; Drepanopezizaceae
Biological process (GO): polyphosphate catabolic process
Cellular component (GO): fungal-type vacuole; membrane
Molecular function (GO): exopolyphosphatase activity; endopolyphosphatase activity; phosphoric diester hydrolase activity
Source: RefSeq, a predicted model, not a curated record
AUGCGUUCUUCCACUUUAUUAUUAGCAGCAAGCCUGCUCAGAUUUUCGCAUGGUACGCCCGUAAUCAUCGGCGAUACACAAUCCGUCCUGCAGGCUUCAUUGGAGGACCUGCCACGGGAGCAAGCCUCACGACGGCUACAUGGGAGGUUUCUGCAUAUCUCAGACCUCCACCCCGACCCUCACUACAAAGUCCACUCCUCGACCGGAGAGGACGAUGCAUGUCACCGAGGGAAGGGCCUGGCCGGUACAUACGGUGCAGAGACCUCUGAUUGCGACACGCCCUUCGCCCUGAUUGAUGCGACGUUUAAAUGGAUAGAGGACAACAUCAGAGACAACAUCGAUUUCGUCAUCUUCACAGGCGACUCCGCGAGGCACGACAGCGACGAAGAGAUUCCCCGACACGCGGAAGAAAUUCUAGAUACGAACAAGUGGAUUGCGCAGAAGUUUAUCGAUGUGUUCAGCAAGAAGAACGAUCCAGAUAAAUCCCUGGCGAUCCCCAUCGUCUCGACGUUUGGCAACAACGACAUCCUCCCACACAACAUCCUUCUCUCGGGCCCGAACAAAUGGCUGAAGGCGUACGCCGAUAUUUGGGGAAAGUUCAUACCAGAGGAGCAAAGACAUGGCUUCGAGAGGGGCGGCUGGUACUUCGUUGAGGUCAUACCGAAGAAGCUGGCGGUCUUCAGUUUGAAUACCCUGUACUUCUUCGACCACAACGCUGCUGUCGAUGGCUGUGCCCUGCGCUCCGAGCCCGGCUUCGAGCAUUUCGAGUGGCUCCGGAUCCAGCUUCAGUUUAUGCGAGUACGUGGCAUGAAGGCAAUCCUUAUCGGACACGUCCCUCCUGCCAGAACAGAUAGUAAACAACUUUGGGACGAGACAUGUUGGCAAAAAUAUACAUUGUGGCUGAAUCAGUACCGUGACGUCGUUGUCGGGGGACUCUUUGGCCAUAUGAACGUCGAUCAUUUUAUGCUCCACGAUACCAAAGAGGUCGAUGUCUUUAUCGCUGGUGGGGAUGCAGAAGAUCUCGAGUCUGUACGCACUUUAAUGGACGAGGAGCUUACAAUCGAGUCCGCAAAUGACUAUCUCGAAGAGCUGCGGGAAAAAUGGUCAGGCUUGCCAAAUCCCAACAUUGCCUCCAUGGAAGAUGAUCUGGAUAACCUCAAGAAGAAGAAGGGCAAGAAGGGCAAGAAAAGUAAGAAGGACAAAGCCCUGAAGAAGAUUGGUGGGCCAUGGGGAGAACGAUUCCAAGUCACUCUGGUCGGCCCCAGCAUUGUACCUAACUUCUUCCCGACUCUUCGAGUGAUGGAGUACAACAUCAGUGAUCUUGACCUCUCGGCGACCUGGGCCAACGCACAGGCGUCAGAUGAGCCGCAACAGACGGACUGGCUUGAAGAAGGAUUUGACUCAGCAGUUGACGAGGCAGAGGGCGAUGACGAGUGGUCAAUAAACAAGAAAAAGAAGACGCACAAGAAGCCCAAGACGCCCAAGACGCCCGACCUCAAUGUUCCGACUCCACCAUCUAAAACCGCGCUGCCAGGACCUGCGUAUUCGCCUCAAUCGCUGACACUGCUUGGCUACACUCAAUACUUUGCCAACCUGACCUACAUCAAUAAUGACAACUACGUUGUCCCGAACGAAGAAGACGUUGAGACCGACAAGUGGCGUGAGGGGAAGCACAAGGGGAAGCACCCCAAAGAUCAGAUACCUCAGCCAAAGCCCUUUCGCUUCGAGGUCGAAUACGACACUUUUACCGAUCCGAUAUACAAGCUGAAGGAUUUGACCGUGCGCAGCUAUAUGAAGCUUGCCCACAGAAUCGGUCGAUACCAACCUGAAAAAGGUGAUGAGGUAGACGACUCUUUUGAUGAGUAUGAGAUCGAUGACGAGGAGGAUGAAGAGGAUGAAUACGACAAUAAUUUUGGCAUCGAGAAGCACAACAAGAAGAAGCACCACCGGCAGCACGAGAAGAACAAAGUCUGGCUUAGCUUUGUCAGACGUGCGUUCGUUGGAACUCUAGAGGAAGAGGAUCUGAAUGCUUUUGACGAAGACUCGGGAGUGGAUUGGGAUUAUGAACGCUCGACACAUUUGGGUUGUCAUGCAUCAUCAGGCGUUGGUAAGCAUGAAUUCGGUAUGAUACCUGGUUCUCAUCCAUUGUAA